AUGCGGCAGCGCUGUCGGCUCUCCCCGGGCGGCGGCGCUGCGCCCCGGCUUGCAGCCUUCGUGACAUGCGGCAGCUCCACCUGCCGCGCCGACUCUUUCCCCGCGGGCUGCUCGCGAUCCGCCGCGGGGCUGCCCUGCCCGGAGCCGCCGCAGGGUGAGGCCGCCGCCGCCGCCGCCGCCGCCGCCGGCGGAGCGCCGGUCCCGCAAGCCGCAGCCUGGACGGAGGUCACCUUGCGGCCGCCGCUUGGCCCGGAGGUAAGUCCCGGGAGGGAAGACGGGGGGAGAUGGAGCCCGCGUCCGUCCCGCCUCUGCCCCGAAGCCUCGCGGGGGGGGGGGGGCGACGCCUUCCCCUUCUCCCGCGGCUCCGAAGUGGCGCAGCGCUGCGGGGAAGGACCCUCGACGGAAGGGCUCCGGCUGCUGCCCGCGGGAGCGCAGGCUGAGUCGGGCGCCGGGUCCUCCGACGGCAGCGCGAAGUCGGCAGCCCCGGUCUUUCGGCAUGUGCGCGCCCUCGCGCUCGCCCGGCCUCCGCGCGGUUUCGCGAGCCGAGCUCCCCCGAGCCGCGUUGGGCAUUGCUGCCCUGGGAGACGCCGAGAAGGGGUCCCUUGGGACAAAUCCAGUCCGGCAAUUCCCCACCUGUGAAUCUGGGCUGGCCAGGGUCAUCUAGUCCAGCCCCCUGCAACGCUCCGCCUGGGGCUCGAACCCGCCACCCCGAGAUAAGAGCCUCCUGCACGGGCGCGUCGGGAGCCCCAUCGCCGGACGCGUCCCCGGGUGUCCGGCCGGCAGAGAGGCGCCUCCGCGGAAGAGAGGCUGCCACUGGCCGGCUGCCUCGGGCGGAGAACUGCCCGUCGCCCGCGCUCAGCUCCGCCACCGUUUCCAGGGAUUUCUCCCCAAGGGACGUGCUCGGGAACUGCUCUCUGCUUCCUUCCCGAAGGGGGAAGAUUUAUGGGGAGAUGCUAAAGGAAGUCCCUUGGGCUUAGAAUGCAGAAGAAACUUCUGUGAAAACGACGAACACCACAUUCUUAUGCAAGUCUACUCUGAAGUAAGUCCCAAUGAAUUCAGUGGGCCUUACUCCCAGGUUGAAACUUAUUAGAGCAGCAAUAAUAAUAAUAAUAAUAAUAAUAAGUACCACACCCUUCUGGCUGGGUUGCCCCAGCCACUCUGGCUUCCAACUCAUAUACAGUAAAAACAUAAUAAAACAUCAAACAUUAAUAGCAACAAUCUGAUCCAAUAUAAAACAGUCACAACAAUUUAAAAAUAAACAACUUAUAUCAAAUAAAGCAAUAUUCAAUAAUCCAUUAGAAUCUAAUAGUAAACAGUAAAAUUAAACAUCAGCAAAUAAUAAUUAAUUUGUUUACACUUAUCAAUUACAAUAAUUACUAAUCUAUAAUCAAUAAAGGAGAUCAUGUAUUUAUUCUUCCAGUUCAUCAAUAUAAAUUUCUUGGCUACCAUUAGAGCGUGUAAAAUCCAUUUUCGUUGUCCAGUGGUUAAGUUCCAUACAGUAGGUAUAUAGUACAGCAGAAUAUUCUUUUUCUGAAAAUUUUAGUUAAAGGCAUAAUCUCCUUUAAUCAGUGGAUUGAUAAUAUGAACUUGCAAUUUAUGAAUGGACUGCUUACAGACAUAGACUCUGCUUGGAUAAAGUGAUGAAAUUGAGAAACAAGGACACACAAAUUAUUCUUAAAAUUAAAAAAAUAUAUCCCUGAACUCCUCUCUUCCCAGCUGCGCCUGCCUGCUGUUCUCAAAGUCGUGGUCUGAGGAAGACUCCCAGGCCUGGAGGGGGCGCAAGGCAGGUGGAAAGAGCCAUUGCCUGAGAUGGCCAGCAGAAAGUCCCUCUCCCCUCACGUAAAAGUGCAGCUAUUUGUAAGCUCCACUGAAUUUUGGAAGUCCCACAAAAUUCAAUGGAACCUGGAAGUAAGUAGAGGUCUAUAGGAUUGUGUGGGUGAAACUGCUGUUUAUUUCCAAUUAAAAAUGGAUCCAAUGCAUUACUGCAGUAAUUCUUCCGCUGUGGUCCACGGGCCACCAGUGCUCUAUGGCGUUCCUUCAGGUGGUCCCCAUAACCACAGCGACAGUAAUUCAGAAAAGCUUCUAAACUGUAUUUCCAGGACAAAUGGUGAUACCGUAAAUGUCAAAUUGUAACUCUUUCUUCUGCACUUUAAUGCAUCUACACUGAAAGUGCAGAGAAGGAAAUGGAGAAAUAAAUAGAUGCCAAAAUGUCUUGACUGAAAAAAGACUCAGUGACACUGACCAAACUGUGGUUCACACCUGUUCUAGCAUGGUAACCCAGAACCCCAAAUUUACCUGAUAUAGUGACACUGAUUUAUUGUCACGUGAAUUCUGGACCUUAGGUCUCCAGCCACUGUCGGUUUCAUGCAUUUUCACUGUAGGUUUGCCUAUUUUUUAUAACUAAUUCUUGAGAUUCUUGAGACAACCAAGUAAAAUUUUUACAUAAUGCUCCUGUUAAUGUGGAAUUUGUUGAAAUAUUUAUAGUAUUUACAAAAGUUAUUCACAGUUUUUCUUAAUGGAAAUGGAAGAACACCAAUUAUCUGAAUGCAAGAUAUUGCUUCAUAAGGUUAUAAAUACUUUUCCUGAAUACAUACAGGUUACACAAGCAGUGUUCAAUAUAACAACCUGAAUAAUUUUAGUAGUUUUAUUCAGGAUGAAGCCCAUUUUGGCAAGUAUCAGUGGGAUGUCAGAGUUUGCAUUUUCCCAAAAGUAGGUCAAUGUGGGGUGUGAUGAUUGUUACACAUAGUCUCAGAUCAUUAUUGUAGGGUUGCCAUAUUUCAAAAGGUAAAAACCAGGACACCCCAAAAAUUGUUGAGAUGCGUUGUUUUUACAAUAAUGCCAAAAAAAUGCAGUUUUCCAAUUGACUUGCCUAAGAUCCAGGACAAAGGGCCACACUUCAGAAAUCCCCCCCCCCGGAUGUCAAUUCCACCUUUGUAAUCCUGGUAAUGUCUGGCAAAAUCCAGAUGUAUGGCAGCCCCACAUUAUUAAUACAUUGCUAAAAAACCUGUCUCAGAGACAGGUUUUUGAAAAAACUCUCAGGCAGAGCUACAGCUGGGGGGGUGGGGGCUAACCACAGGGGCGUCACUGAGGCUCCCAGCCUGUGUAUGUACAGAAAUGCACGGGGGCGGGGGGGGGGGAGUGCCAAUCUGGGUUUUUGACCUGGGUGAAAUAAAACCUAGCAGUAGUUUCACCGCUGCACCUGAGCUUAUAUUGAUUCAUCAGCAAGCUCAGGAUAAUACUAGAGUAAUUUUAAUGGCAUGAAGCCAAAAUUUGAAUAGCCUAACUUCCAAAAAAUUAUCUUCAAGGGUCCUGUCACAUGACAAUUCAAUUAGCUGUUGUUCUUUUUGUGCAGACACAUUGAGCAAUAACAUCCAUUCAGUACUGGAUGCAGGCACCUUUGGGGGGGGGCUGUAUACCCCCAUGCCGUCACUGUUUGUCACUAAAGCACAUUCUGCUGAAGCAGAAAUAAUCCACGUGAUGCCAAAGUGCACUUCUCAGUUUAAUUCUUAUUAAUUUUCCAAACAAAUGUUCUAUAUAAUUCGGAAGCCAUUUCUGCUGCAACACACAGGAGUCCAUAAUGUCAGAAAAACUGGAGGUCUGCAAUGAGCAAGCAAGAAUACAAUGAAGUUUAAGGUUUAAGUCUGAGCAAACCUCAAAUCGAUUGAGACUGACCUUUGCAGAGUUCACUACACAUCUAGCCUUUCACCGCCACCACCUUCAGAGCGAGGUAAUAAUAAACCUAUAUGGAUAGGAAGGAUAGGAACUAUUUAUCAUCACAAAUGCCAUAUUAGUUUUAUCAAUCUUUAAUUUGUGAUAAAAGUGGGCAUCUUCAGUUGCUUCAGGGCAAGGACACUUUCUAUCCAGAUAGUAGCUUGAUCAAGCGCAUUGCUUCUUAGGCGGCAUAUUUGGGGUCAUAAUGCCUCCUGGUGAUCUCUUUCCUCCCCUUAAACACCAGCUGAGGCCAUGGCAAGGAGCUGCGAAGCCAUAAAGAGUAGGUUUCCUUUGCAUUUGCAAUGCAGGCGGAAGCCCUUAUAGCAUGGCAGCAAAUCAGAAAGCGCCCCUUCAAAUCUUGCCUCUGCCAUAAUCGUGCUGGACACCCUUUGGCAAAUCCUCUCAGCCUCUGCUCCCCAGCCCUAGCUCAGUGGUGAUGAUAAGGGCUAAGGGUAAGGAUUGCUGUGAAUUACUUUUUGAGAGCUAAAAAAAAAGUGUUGUAUAAAUGCUUAUUAAUAGGUUGCAAGUAACCAGGGCUGUGUGAGGACAAGUAGAGUCACACAAAUAUACCCGUAUUUUUCGCUCUAUAACACGCACCCGACCAUAACACGCACAUAGUUUUUAGAGGAGGAAAACAAGAAAAAAAAUAUUCUAAAUGAAACAGUGGAUGUAUGAUUUUUGUGGUUCAUGCUGUGGCCACAGACAUGUGAUCUGAUGGUGAAUUUGGGGUGACCCAGUGCAAAAAUCCUGAGGAUCCAUGUGGAUCCAUGCUUUGAAACCACAUUUUAAGUGGGGAGGGAAGGAAAAGCACUCAAGGGACAAGGAACACACGUGGGGUGGGUGGAGAAGGAUGCUGCUAAUAAUGCAGAAGAGGGAUAUAAGAGGAGAAGCAAGCAGGCUCUGCUUCUCUCCCUCCUCCCCGGCUCACUGAAAAACUUUGCUGCUAUUUAGCCAGCUGAGUGGGGAGGAGAGAGGGACAGAGAGCCUGCUUGCUUUAAAGGAGCCAACCGGACAGGAGCCGCUUACACUCGUGUAAGCGGCUCAUCUCCUCUCCCGCUUUGCUCCUUUAAAGCAAGCAGGCUCUCUGUCCCUCUCUCCUCCCCACUCAGCGGCUCUUCUCCCGCUUUGCUGUUUCAAAGCGAGCCACGGAGGAGGGAAGGAAGGGGAACCAUGGAUCCUCUGCUCACGACUGCAGCAGAUCCCCCCGCCACCCGUAGGCAUUCGCUCCAUAACACGCACAGACAUUUCCCCUUACUUUCUAGGAGGAAAAAAGUGAGUGUUGUGGUGCAAAAAAUACGGUAAUUCUCCACUGCAGUCUCUCUCCCUGCACCCAAGAGCCUCUCCUAAGAGUUAGGAAAGGGGUGGGAUGGGAAAACCAAGCAAGCAGAUGCACAGAGAGGCAUUCCAGACCUUUCCUGAGCUCCCCACCCAGAGAAAGGUGUUGUUUUUGGGGAGCAUGCAGGAGCUUGCAGUGUGGAGGAGGUGAGGAAUUCCCCUUGAGUGACCGUUCUCCAGGAGUGUUGCAUUAGAUAAAUCCAUUACCUUAUUUUAUUGUGUGCUUUUGUAGCAAACAGCAUUCUAAUGCAUUAAUGAUUGCAAACAGAGGCAAAGGCUGUUUUUUUAAAUAUAGAUUUAAUUAACAUGAAGCACAAGAGCUUGAUUUUGUGCCCACAGAGUUUGAGUGAGUCUGUCUGUGGAAACAUGCAAAACUGCAGCUUCUGCUCAUGGUGAACGUUUCGCCCAACCUGUUUGCCAUAUGGGGAGAGCCGUGUGGCGCUGAGCAUGAGCAUCAGCGUUAACUCUCAGUAGUCUGUUUCUCAGGGCAGAAGGUGACAGAGUAGAUUCACACAUAACUCUGCUAAUGAGGAAAAUGCAUGUAUUUCAGACCUUGCUUUACUUGUUUUAGAAUCCUGUGGAAGCUUAAACGUUGGCAGAAACUGUGGAGUUGCAAUACUAUCCAUCAAGAUUUCAGGGGAUAUCCAGCAAAGGAUUUACAUUGGUUUACCAAUGUCAGACUAUCUGUGAUAUCAACAACAGUUUGCAAAUUACGUACUGUUAAUUACAUAAAUAUCACUGUCUGUACUUGACUGCAUUUCAUUGCCCUCUGGCCAUAGCUUCAUGCAUCUGCUGAAGUGCCUGUAGUCCACAAAGCUUAUGACGCAAGGCUCUGUCCUGUUUGCUGCAGCAGGCUAACUGUGCUACUCCUCUGUAAAUCUUCCACCAGAGGCCAAUAAAGAGAUCAGGAAUGAGAUGCUCCCAAGAUUGGUUUAAAUUGUCACAUGUUUUGAACAGCAAGUGAGAAACCUCUUCUUGUGAUAUGGCACCUAGCUUAAAAAAAACAAGCUAAUGAAGAGAAAAUAGCUGAUAUACCCUGGUAAACGAAGUAUGAAUGGUUCCUAUUCUGCUACUUAAGACAUGAAUGGGUUAGGUCUUCUUGUAUCUCUGGUGGUGCAACAGAGUUUGUUCCCUUCUACAGGCAAAACAAGUACGUGUUUCCUCACUCUGAAGGUUAACAGGCAAACCAGCUUUUGCAUUGCAGUCUCAAAGCGCACGGUGCAUGCCGAUAGCUGGGUGUGAACAAUUUAGGGUUGCCACGUUUUCGGAAGCGGGAUCCUGGACUAGAUGAACUAGAUGAUGCAGCAGAAUCCUUACCUCUCCAUUUGGGAUAUCCGUCCUCUUCCACUGAGCUCACUGCUUUGGGAGAGGAGGAGCACACUGAGUGGUGAGGGAGUCAGGGGACUCCUGGCAAGUCAGCCAGAUCAACCCUGGCAAUCAGUGGGGUAACCAAUGUUGCAGCCAGUCACCCUCACUAUCUUUGAUAGGAGGAGCAUAAUGCAUGUGACUGACUAGUGGUAGCUGUGUUCGUCUGCACUGUUUUUGGUCAUGUCUGCAGGUUCAGAAACCAGUUUAGAAUUCAAUGGCAAUUUGCAAACUUAGCUUCUUAAAUUAAUGUAGUAAAGUGUGACUACAAGACAGAUUGUCAUUUACAUAUUAUAAUUAGAUGCUAUGUUCUCAUAUGCUUAUCUCAAGGAGGAAUAAAAAAUUAAUUCAGAAGAUAAUUUUAAAACCUAAAACCAGGAAUUAUCAUACAUUAGAAUUUGCUUUGGUAUAUUUGUUGUACUUUGUUUACACUGUGCUACUCAGCCAAAAGGUUCUUGUUGUGGCAGCUAACUCACAAGUUAAAACCCAUCAAAAAAUAAAUAAAACAGAGAGGGGUCAUUGGUGCACAAUUGGACUGUGGUCGAAUUACUCCAGUGCAGGGUACUUGGGCUUGCCUUGGGAGAAGAAACAGAAAUUUCAGCUGCCCUCAAACACAGCUUCUUCUUCUUUAGCGAUCACUCGUAGCCAAGUAAGAUUUUCUUCCAUAAACACAGUCUUAACAGUGAGUCUGUAAGUGACUGUGGAGCCAAUUCUGGAUCCACAUGACCUUCCACAAUGGGGACAUAGGUUUCCGGGUUGGAGUUGAUCACGGUGAGGGUUUGCCAAGCGUGCCUUCCUCUUAGCAUGUUUCUCCCUUUCAUCCUGAGUUCAAGCGUCUUCAGAGUCCAUGACACCUUUGGUAAAGGCUGUUCUCCAGUUGGAGCGCUCACAGGCCACUGUUUCCCAAUUGUCAGUGUUUAUACUACAUUUUUUUAGAUUUGCCUUGAGAGAGUCUUUAAACCUCUUUUGUUGACCAUCAGCAUUACACUUUCCAUUUUUAAGUUUGGAAUAGAUUGUGAUGUCACAUAGAGGAGGGAGAAAGGUUGUUUUCUGCUGCUCCAGAGAAGCGGACACGGAGCAAUGGAUCCAAACUACAAGAAAGAAGAUUCCACCUAAACAUUAGGAAGAACUUCCUGACAGUAAGAGCUGUUGGACAGUGGAAUUUGCUGCCAAGGAGUGUGGUGGAGUCUCCUUCUUUGGAGGUCUUUAAGCAGAGGCUUGACAACCAUAUGUCAGGAGUGCUCUGAUGGUGUUUCCUGCUUGGCAGGGGGUUGGACUCGAUGGCCCUUGUGGUCUCUUCCAACUCUAUGAUUCUAUGAUUCUAUGAGUUGCCUUCAAAAACAAAAAUCAGGCAUCCAAACAACAUGACCGGUCCAGCGAAGUUGAUGUUCAAGAACCAUUGCUUUAACACUGGUGAUCUUUGCUUCUUCCAAUACACUGAUAUUAGUUCGCCUGCCUUCUCGAGUGAGUGAGUAAAAAAAAUAUUCAGAGACACUGUUGAUGGAAUCUUUCGAGGAAUUGGAGAUGACAUUUAUAAGUGGUCCAUGUUUCACAAGCAGACAGUAAGGUUGGCAGUACAAUAACUUUGUAAACAAGCAUUUUGGUUUCCCUGCAAAUGUUCCAAUCCUCAAAUACUCUGCACUUCAGUUGGGAUGGGCUGCAUUCAUAGAGCUCAGGCGAUGCUGGAUUUCAGCAUCAAUGUAGCCCCUUGUGGAAAGAUAACUGCCCAGGUAGGAGAAGUGAUCAGCACUUUCUAACAUUACACCAUCGAGUUGGAUUUGUGGCACUGCAGAGGGGUUCUUUUGUGCUUGUUGGUACAGCACUUAGGUUUUUUGGAUAUUGAGCAAUAGGCAUUUUUUUCUGUAAGCAUCUGCGAAGAUAUUUAGGAUGGUUUGGAGGUCACCCUCUGAGUGUGCGCACACUACAUUUUCCUCAGCAUAUUGAAGCUCUAUGACAGAAGUUAUGGUAACCUUAUUCUUUGCUUUCAGCCUGCUUGGAUUAAAGAGCUUUUCAUCUGUUCGAGAUAUGAUUUCUACUCUGGUGGGGAGUUUCCCUUCGUCAAAGUGUAGGAUCAUGGCAAUGAAAAAAAUAGAGGCAAUAACACAACCCUGUUUAACACCUGAUUCCACUGUGAAUGGUCACUUUGAGAGCCACUGUUAUCUGCAAUUAUUGCUGUCAUAUUAUCAUGGAGGAGCCGAAGGAUGUUCACAAGUUUAUCUGGGCAGCCAAUUUUCAGAAGGGCAUUCCACAGGGCAUUACGAUUUAUAGUGUCAAGUCAGGUCAAUAAACACCAUAUACAAGGCUUGGUUUUGCUCUCUGCAUUUUGCUUGAAGCUGUCGCGCGGUGAAAAUCAUGUCCACUGUUCCCCUAUAAGGUCAAAACCAUUUUGGGAUUCAGGAAGGGUAGCCUUGGAUAUUGUUAAGAGACGGUUUGCUAAGAUCUUUAUAAGAAUUUUACGAGCCUCAGCUAAUAAAGAGAUGCCUUGAUAGUUUCCGUAACCUGCUUGAUCAUCUUUUUUAAAAAGAUUGAUAAUUUUGACACCCCUAAAGUCUGCUAGGAUUUCUGUCUCCAAGAUUUUUUUGAUGGGAUUGUGAAGUUGUUGUGUAAGUUAAAUUCCACCCACUUUGAAGACUUUGGCAGGUAUUUCACCAGGUCUCUGGCUUUGUUGUUUUUCAUUUGGUUAAUAGCUGUACACAACUCUCCCAGAUUUGGAGAUACUGCAAGCUCAUCUCUAAUUUGUUUUUGCAGAAUUUGUGAGAACACCUCAGCAGCUACGGGGGAGUUGCGGUUAAGGAGACGCUGGUAAUGUUCUUUCCAGUGCAGUUCAAUAGCUUCUUUAUCUUUUAGAAAUGUGGUACCAUCUGUAGAGCAUAGGAAGCUUAUACCAUAAUUUAAUGGCCCAUAGAUGGUCUUUGUGGCUUUAAAGAAACUCUGUACAUCAUGAAUGUGGGCUCAGUGCUGGAUCUCUUGAGCAUUUUUUAUCCAACAUUUUUUAUUCUCUGGUUCUUCUUUGAACCUCAGCCUUAGCGUUGGCAUAGAUAUUUUUCUUAGUGGCGCAGUUUCUAUCUCUUUUCCAGAUCUGAAAUGCCUUCCUUUUCUUGUCAGUCAUUCAUUCAAUCCCACUGUCAUUCUCAUCAAACCAGUCCUGGUGUUUCUUGGUUUGGUAUCCAAUAGUUUGCUCACAGGCUGCAAUAAUAGAUGUUUCUAGCUUGGUGAGCUCCCGUUGCUCGGUCCCUGCUCCUGCCCACCGAGCAGUUUGAAAGCACAUCAAAGUGCAAGUAGAUAAAUAGGUACCACUCUGGUGGGAAGGUAAAUGGCGUUUCCGUGCACUGCUCUGGUUCGCCAGAAGCGGCUUAGUCCUGCUGGCCACAUGACCCGGAAGCUGUACGGCGGGUCCCUCGGCCAAUAAAGUGAGAUGAGCGCCACAACCCCAGAGUCAUCUGCAACUGGACCUAACAGCCAGGGGUCCCUUUACCUAGUGUUCCUCAGUGUUAUCAGGGAACUCCAAAAGCAGAUGGUCCUUAAGAGUCAUUUGGAAGCAAUCCUGCUUAAUAGGACCUUGAAGGGCUUGAGUGUUCAUUUUGCACCUUUGGGUCUGGUGCAUAGACAUGUAGGAACCCCAACAACCACUUUUUUUUGAAGUUUUUUAAGGAUAAGAGGCAAGAGGGCAGCGGUGGAAAGCAGAAUGGUGCUUCAAGAAAGCAACUGAAUAAUUUUAGAAAGUGAGAUUAGCCUAGGAGUUCAUGGCACAAACCUAGGGUUCUCUUCAAGCAAAGCAUCAUCUUGGAUGGUCACGGGGGAGGGGCAUAAGGGACAAAGCAAUAUUGGCAGCUUGGGCUCUGAUGGACAGGUGACUCACUGAGGUUGCACAUAGCACAGAAAAUGCCCGGGGCUGGAGGAAGAAGCAAGCAAGAUAGCAAAAGGAAGGAGAUGGGAGCUGUCAAAAUACCAGUUUGUGUAUUGGAAGGGAGAUGCAACCUCUUUAUAUGAUGGAGGACUAGUGAAGCUGGGUCAUAUAAAGGGACUGGUUCUGAGUAGGCCAGAAUCAUGUCCCAGUGCCAGCGCUAUCUUUAGGUGCCAGUUGCAGAUCUGUCUCUUGCUUCAGAUGUUUUGCAUGCUGUGGAGGUGGUCUCUGUGGUAAAAAGAAAAGCCGACAGACAGUUGACAUUUUAUCUGAUUUGAUGAGUGGGUACAGGACUUUGUUUGUGGAUUUGUAUGUUUGUUGUUACCCUUCCUAGUGUCUUGCGAUGGAGGGCGGGGUGCAAAUCUCACAAGUGAAUGAAUAGCUAAAGUACAGCAAUCCCACCCCAGGAAGGGCCAUAGGUGGUUUGUGCAGCAGGGAGAAGCUUGAGGUUGCCACUUCACCCUUCACUGCAGCACUGUGAUAAGAGUAGCAAGUUCUACAGAAUAUUUUUGGCCUCAUAUGUCAUUGGGACACAUUACCAGACAUGGUAUAAAAAUCUUUAUAGGAGUGUAUUCCCACCCACCCUGCACAUUUAGAGAAGGGUGAAAAAUACUGUCGCUGCAGAAAUUAAUGUCAAACAUACAUGGUUAAAACCUUUGUAUUUCAGGACUCUGUAAUGUUCCUGAGAAUCCCUUUUUUAUCUUGCUUGUGAAAGGAGAUUUUAAGCAUUAAGAUUAAUUCCUGUGUGAAAUGCAGCCCUGAUUUGCCUGAUAAAUCUGCAUUCGUUUUAUGUUCAGAGCAGGUUAUGCCAUUGUAGUGCCAAAUACAACAUGAAAAGGUUCUGCUAAAAAUAGUUUUUGCAAUUCUGGCUUGACUUUCCCUUCCCAUGCUAAUACAAGUGUGUAAACAUUUGUCAAUCAAAUGAAAUUGGGUGUUAGAACAUAGGAGACGUGGUGGGGGUAAAACGGCAGUCCCUCUUGACCAGGACUACUCAAAGUGGUGGUUCAUGAAUUGGGUAAUGGUCCACUGGCCAUUGGUUGUCAUUCCUCAGGGACACCCAAGGUUGGGGGGGGGGGGGGCUUCAGGGACCUCAUAUGGUACUGGUCCCUGGCACAUUGGCGUUGGCGGAAUUGCUAGUCCACCACAUCAGAUAGUUUGAGAAACGGGGGUCUAGACCAGGGGUCAGCAAGGUUUAUCUUGCCUGGGCUGGAUCGGUCCCACAGAGAUCCCUCCGUGGGCCGGAUCGCACGCUCACUCGCGAUUUUCAGCAUCUGCGCAUGCGCAGACACGAUUUCUGGCACCAUGGAAGCAAGUCCCCUGCCCCGCCGCGCUCUGCCGGUUUAGCGCAGCAUGUGAGUGGGCAGCUCAGUUGGGGGGCGGCUCGUGGGCCUGUCAGUCGACCUCCGUGGGCUGCUUCCGGCCCCUGGGCCUUAGGUUGGUGACCCCUGGUCUAGACCAUAUUGUCAUCUUGCAGAAGGGGGAGCAGGUGCUGAGUUUGAGUGAACACUAACUUACCUAAGUCCAUUUAGUGAUAAUUAUGUAAACCUUUUCCUGUUGUAAGCCUCCUUGAGCAUGUAUGGAAUAGAUGGCAUACAAAUAUAGUGAUGGUGAUGGUUAACAGCUCUGUCUCUUAGCCCUUUUACUACAGUAUCUUUUCAAUGCCGUGAGAAUCCUCUGUGGUGAAAUAAUUUUUAGCCCUAUCAUUUCCACACAAGAAGCAAAUUGCCCAGGAAAAGUGAUUUGUAAGGCCUAGGGAUGAAUGGGGCUUUUGUGCUAAUUUGUGGUUUAUUCCCUUUCUCAUGCCUCAGGAUAUAGGAUCUCUUCAUCCCAUGUGA
Molecule: messenger RNA, 12150 nt
Organism: Podarcis lilfordi (Lilford's wall lizard)
Lineage: Eukaryota; Metazoa; Chordata; Lepidosauria; Squamata; Lacertidae
Source: the annotation of a GenBank genome assembly